AUGCGAUUUGCCAUCUUCCUCGCGGCCAUGAUGAGCGUCCUGCUCUCCGUGCUCGGUGCGGCCGUGCCUGAACCUCAGAGGAAACCCGAUUCCGCCAGCCGCGACGAGCGAGGUCUUUCAACAGCUCCCAUUUCCGCAAGGCAGAACACCACCGAUGAACACCCACUCUGUGGCGCUUUCGCCUGGUGGAACAACGGCAAGUGGCAGGAAGAGAAGCUAUGGGAGACCCGCACAUGCCUCUAUAUGUGGCACAACGUCGGCAAAGUCGACGUUGAGGACUGGGGCAAGUGCGAGCUUUGCUUCUUCUUUCCAUCCAAGGACUGCACUGGCCGCAAUACCCUCACAAUUGACGCCAAUCACGGCUGGACGGACACCAGGGGGGAUGUGUGGAGCUACUACUGCUUCUUGAAGGGCACAUCCCAGCCAAAUGGUCUGUCUGAAGGGCUUCCCGUUCGCCCAGAGCUGGAGCGCAAAGCUAUCUUUCAUUUCUUGCGCCUUCCGGCCGAGCUUCGCAAUAUGAUAUACAGCUAUGCGACCACCCCUGUGCAUGACCCCCAAGGCGGUCGCGUGUGCCUCAUCCACCAGGAGCCCGGUGAAUAUCGUGAUUUCACAGGCCUCCCUCACGUCUGCAAAACGAUCCACAAAGAGUACACUACGACCUUGGUACGCAAUACCAUGGUCACUGUCCGUGCGGAAGAGGUGAGCGUAUACGUCGAUACCUUCUACUCGGAUCGCGAUGGUGCGCUGAAGUACGGCGACUUGCGGGUCAUUUACACAGCGUACGGGGAGCCGCUAGUUGGAAGCAGCCUCUGUGAAAACUUUAAGCAUGAGUCGCGCAAUUUAGACGUAUUACAGCUGCUCGAGGUCCAAUUCCGUCUGCCUCGGAUGCGCGUCGCAUUUCUCUGCUACAUGCUCAGCUUCGCCAAUAAAGAGCCGAUGUUGUGGCACGACCUUACCGAAGAUUUUAACGAGCUAUUCUCAGCGAUCCCAGUCGGGGGUCCUUCACAACCCGGUGCAGAUUAUCUGCCAUCCAUUCUGCCUGCAAUGGUCGGCUACUUUGCGAACAGGACCGAUUACGAGCUCUCAGUAAGCUCACGAUGGCCGAAGCCAUCAGACCAGCUCUCCUACUAUCCCGCUAUAGUCUUCAACGUCAAAACGCUGUUGCCACACUCGCACACGUUUUGGAACGUGGAUGAAGUGAUCGAGCUAGAAGAAGUCAGACCUCGAUAUGACAUCUACAAGAUGAUGACAUUCCUUUUUCAGACCGACCUUCAUGAAAGAUGGGCGGAGGAGUGGUUUCUCAACUUCCAGCUCGACACCCGUUCACAUACCAAUGAUGCUCCGAUCAACUUCAUGGGCGACCACACUUCCCCUCAUGUAGACGAUGCUCCAGAAGUCACCGAAGGUUACGAGGAAGGCGAGAGCGCAGGCACAAGCGCACAUCAACAUGCAGACAUGGUACAAGAAGCGUACGCAGCACACGCAGGCGGCGAUCAACGUGAAGAGCCUGGGCACGCAUCUCCCGGCUUGCCUUUCCGGCCGCACGUCGAACCAAACGAUUCAUAUGGAUGGGAAGAGUACCAAACUAUCACUUGCCGACUGCCUCUCCUACACUAUUCACUGGAAGAACUGCGUGUCAUGGAUUACCAUCAUGGCCAUGGCUCUUACUACAGUCUUCUCGCCGCAACACCGCCGGCGCGAUACGAGGAUCUGUCGGAGGAAGAAGAGGUUCCAAGUGUCUUUCGAGAAUUGCUGGAAGAGGUAGGGCUUACGCUUGAGGACGAGUAA
Molecule: messenger RNA, 1788 nt
Organism: Didymosphaeria variabile
Lineage: Eukaryota; Fungi; Ascomycota; Dothideomycetes; Pleosporales; Didymosphaeriaceae
Exons: 5
Coding region: 1-1788 (595 amino acids)
Source: RefSeq, a predicted model, not a curated record